Hyla sarda is the source of this 3203-nucleotide messenger RNA. RefSeq names its product FYN-binding protein 1-like. Gene Ontology annotation, molecular function: protein binding. Gene Ontology annotation, biological process: protein localization to plasma membrane; integrin-mediated signaling pathway; T cell receptor signaling pathway. The transcript is spliced from 16 exons. Bases 284 to 1897 code for a protein of 537 amino acids. Gene Ontology annotation, cellular component: plasma membrane. The record is from RefSeq and is a predicted model, not a curated record. NCBI's taxonomy places the organism in Eukaryota, Metazoa, Chordata, Amphibia, Anura, Hylidae.
AUAGCAAUCUGACAAGAGACAGGUUCUCUGUAACUCAGAAUAACUGCCAAAGUUGAUUUUUUAGUUUUCUGGUCAGAAAAGCAUAAUUUUAGAUAAAAACAGAUCAAGGUCAUCUCCCUACAAACCAAUCUUAUUGAUUCUGUCUCGUUUCUAAGGUAGCGUUUCUGGCGUCAUGCCCUAUGCAUAUAGUGAGAGCAAAUACUAUGAGGAUAAAGGACAACUUUGAGGAAUUUCCCUUCCCAAAUUGACAAAGGCAGAUCCAGAAGAUUUUAAAAAUAUAAGAAUGAAAUUUCAAAGGGAUACUGGAGGAAAUCUUGGUGGCAAACCUAUGUUGCAGGCUAAACCUGGACCUAAGCCUGCUAUACCUGCAAAACCAACUAUACAGCCAAAUAGUGAGCGUUGUUUUCAGAAACCUGUACCCAAAGCUUUAUCCUCACCAGAUCUAGCAGUCUCCCCAAAAAGUGACCCUUUGAAAGCUGCAGGAAGCUCAUUAUGUUCACAUGAAAGCUUCUCAUAUCGAAGAAACUCAAGAAUUCUUCCUGAAACUUUGGUUGAUAAACCUUCAGUUCCACUAAAUAAACCUACUGUUCCAAAACUGUCUGCAAACAGUCCACUUAACAAAAAUAGUGGAAAUCCCUCACUGCAUUUUUCACAAGUCAAGAGGCCACCAAUCGAAUAUUCCAACAAACCCAGGUUAAAACUUCUGCCAAGUGAAGCUGUACUUGGAGUAAGACCAAAGAAACCUGCUCGGCCUCCUAUUGUAGAUCUUGAAAAAUUCCAAGAACCAAAAGAAGCUGAUGAUUACGAUGACUAUAUGAUAAUGAGAAGUUUCUUAGACUCCAAACAACAAAAAACACGAUUAACCACUUCUCAGUCUCAGCCUAACCUCACAACCUGUUUUCCAACACAUUCUGUUAGAAAUUCAUUUGGAGGAAGCUCAGAAAUAAAUGAAAGCACACUACCUCGCACGCCAGAAAGGAAGCACUUAUCAACUUCACUACAGCAUGUUGUGAUAACAGAAACUGAGGCACCAGAUGAAGUAUAUGAUGAUGUUGAUGUGGUCCUUGGAAGAAAUAAUCCAACAACUUCCCAAAUGAGUUCACAAACCCUGGUAGAACAAAAUGUGUUAAUAACUAAUUGGAGAAAUGAAACAAAUCUGAAAAAACUUCAAAAGCAAGAGCAAGAAUUCAGAAGAAGAUUUCAAUUUCAUGGGGAAAUUAAAGUACUUACCCGAAUGAUGGUUGACCCCAAUGCUAUUAUUCAAAAACCUGGCUAUAAGGAUCUUGCAUACACAAGAGGAGAAAUCUUGGAUGUUAUUCAGCUCACUGGCUCAGAUAAAAUAUUAUGUCGCAACUUUGAAGGAAAAUUUGGAUAUGUACCUAGAAAGGCGGUUCUCAGCAUAGAGAAAAAUAUCUACAGUAACGUCAAUACUGAUGAAAUAUAUGAUAAUACAGAUUUAAUAUCAAAUAAACUUCCUGCUGUGGCAAUAAAACCAAGAUUUCAGAAUGGCUAUGUGGCAAGACUUCUUCAAAGAAAUCCCAGCAACAAAAGCAGUAAACCUCCAUUACCAAAACGAGAGAAUUCAAAAUCAAAAAAUGAAGACAAAGAACUUAAAGAAUUGAGGAAGAAAUUCAAGAUCCAAGGUGAAAUAAGGGUUUUGACCCAUAUGAUGGUUGUUCCAAGUGCUGGAAACAAAAGAGGAGGAGGGAAAGAACUGUCAAUUAGUAAAGGUGAAAUCCUUGAAGUAAUCCAGUUCACCAAUGAAGAAAAACUAUUGUGCCGAAAUAGUAAAGGCAAAUAUGGUUAUGUUAAGAGAAGAUAUGUUUUACAGCUUGAAAAAGAAAUUUAUGAUGAUGUUGGCAUCUCAGGUUCUGGGAUUACACAACAAAGAAGAUAAAUGUGGGCAUUUAUAUUUUUUUGUUUUCACUAUUUAUUUAUUUUUUUUUUUUUUUACAAUUUGUUUAAAGCGGCAGCAUAUCUCAAUUAUCUUACCUCACAAUAUGUUUUGCAUUCUUUUUAAAAUUCUAAUUGUUUCUGAUGUAAAUGAAUACAGUACUUCAAGGAAGAUGGAGACUGGCAGAGCUGUAAAUGACUCAACAUGCAAUUUAAACUCCAGUGUACACGACUGCUUUAAGUAGAGCAUAAUAUAGAAGUAAUCCUAUCUGCUGAUUUAUGUAACCCUAUCUGAAAGCAGGAUGUGAUACAGAAAGAGAUGGUGAGCUCCACAAUGUAUAAGUUUAUGUGAUUUUGUUCAGGAUUUUUAUGUAAAAAGCUAAUCCUGACAGGACUCCUAGGAAAGGCGGUUACAGAUUCCCUCACUGGGAUUUACAAUCAUUUCUGUACACUGAUAAACGGAAAGCUGUCAAUCACUAGGCGUGAAGGCAAAACUCUCACUUCCUCUCCUAGUCAUAGAGUCCUUUCAGGAUUUGCUUUCCGACCACAAAUUGUAUUGACCUAUAUAUCAAAAAGCCCAGCAUUGUUCUCUGUCAUAUGCUGCCAUCAGGUAGGGUAAAAACAUUGCAGUAAAUGGGAUCAAAAUUAUCAAAAUUGCAGUAAAUGGGAUCAAAAUACUGAUGAACAACCACUCACACACCUACUAUCCAUGAGGGGGUAGUUGCUUAGUGUUAUAACUUAAAAUAGAUAAGGCAUACAAUGGAUGACAGUUACAUGAUAACUUGAAGCAGUUUAUGCUGGCUUAAAGCCUAUUAUAUCAUAUUUGAUCACACAAGUUGCCCAGCAUCCUAUAUGUGCACCACACAGAAAGCUGGCACGCUGUGCUCCCCCAGCAUCACAAGACCAGGGCACUGUGUGAAAAAAAUCAUAAACAUGAUAGUAGUUGAUAUUUUGUCCAAAGUACCAAAGUUUGCAACUGACAUCAAGUGUCCUCAGUCUCUUACAAGUCCCUACACUAACAUUACAAUAAAUCAUCAUGGUGAGAAUAGGUUUUUAACCAUCUCCCUUGAACCAGUAACCAUUGAGUAUGGCCUCUUUUCUGUCACCUAAGAUAGGGCAGAAUAAAUGCAUGCAACCACUAGUAGUAUAGUAUAACAGCAGUAUAAAGUAUACAUUUGUAAAGGUAUUCCUAUGUAUGAAACUGUACACAAAAAGCAGUCCUCAGGUAUAGCAGACUGAUAUUUAAAGGGGUACUCCAGUAGAAAACAGACAACAAAGUUAAACAGAUUUGUAAAUUACUUUAAAUAAAA